UUUCAGGCAUACGCCGCCGGGUGCAAUAUUGUAAUUCUAGCUAGCACUUUCGAACGAGUGCAAAUAAUUCCAGGAGCAACACAUGGUUACGUCAAAAUUUCUGCGCUCGAUUGUAGUACCGAUACUGGAAAAAUUGCAGCAUCUUACGAAAAUAAAAUAUGCAUAUUUGAACCCACACCAGUGCUUCUCAGAAAUAAAAAUAUUAAACACUAUUUGGAUUACAGAUGGGUACAAACCGGAUCAUUCUUAUGCAACUAUCACGUUUUCACUCUAUCAUGGAACUUAGAAGGAACGCGCCUUCUUACCGGCGGAUCCAUUAUAGAAAUGUGGAAAGAAAAAACUUCAGAAAAAGUUGAAGAAAGUUCAAAUGGUGUCAAAUUCGAAAUUGGCGGGGGUGACCGCGGCAACAAAACACCAACUAAUGAGCCCCAGGAUGAAGUAGUAACAUGGGACACUAUAUGGUCGUGUCAAACUGCAAUUCCCAUUUAUCAUAUGGCAUUCAGUCCCGAUGGUACCCUUUUUGCGACAUGCGGGCGAAAUGACAGACUUGUGAAAAUUUGGUAUGAAAAUAAGCAAGUUCUUUUUCCUUCUAAAAACGGUACUAAAACUGUCUUUGGAAACGAUGCAGAACUAAAUUUUACAUAUGUUUAUAUUGCACACCCUCGUGCAGUAACAAACAUCGCGUGGCGUAAAACAAGCAAGUAUAUGCCGAAGGGAUCCGUAUCGAACAUGAUAGUAACGUCAUGUCUUGACAAUAUCUGCCGUAUUUGGAUCGAAACUGUAUUACCAGAUGAUGGUUUAAUUAAUAUGACCCAAUUCGAUCCGUUAGCAUCACAAAAUCCAAAAUUUAGGACACAACGCCACAAACAUCGUUUCAUGCAACGAUUAAAACAUAUGAAGACCUGUUUUCAUAUUAGAAGGCACGCGAAAGCGGGGUCUGGAAUUACUAAUUACCAAGCUAAUGUUUUAACUGACGCAUUUCACGGACCAAUACCGUCUUUACCGUCAUCUUGUAGUGUUCACGACUUUCAUUCAUAUGGGUUUCAUAGCACGGGCGUAUCUCCCGGUAUGCAUUUUCACUUGGCGGCGUCAAUUAAUGCUGAAACGGAUAUUCCACUUGUUCCUUCAAUGCAUUCGUCGGAUAGUUCUAAUCAAAACAGCUUUAUUUUACAUUGGCUUAAUAAUAAGGAAAUGAAUUUUUCCCUUCAGGCUGAAGUUAUACUCCAGGAACUGACUAAAAAAAUAAUUGACGAAGAAAGUACUAAUACGUCAAAUAAUAAUGUCUCUGAACAGCAGGAACUAGAAGUUGCUGAUGAAUCUAAAAAGAAGUUUUUCCGGGCUUUAUCGAAGUCAUUGUCGGCAGAAGAUAGUUGCUCGGAAGAGUACAAGAUUUCACCUCAUCAGAGUAAGACUGGCAUUUUACAAAAUACGAAUUCAAUGUCGAACACAGCAUCUCUGAAUUCUUUAAACGAAAACAACCCGACCAUUAAUCAUUUUGCUGACUCUCUGGACUUCAAAAUUGAAUGUUUAUUAAGGGAUUGGCACCAAGGUCCCGAUCUUGUAUUUGCAAUUCAUCCUAUAGAUGGAAGUUAUCUUAUAUGGGUAGUUGAUUGGCUGGAUGAUUAUUACCCAGGAUCCUUUCGCCAAGCACAAAUUUCGUUCUCCACACGCAUUCCAUCUGCGUUUCCACUCGGUGACGCAAUGUCUAUGUCAACAACAGUUAGUUUGUACAAUACAGGUUCUCCGCCUCUAAUUUUUCGAGAAAUUGCAAACAGCGUGAAAAGUAGAAGCGAAGAAAAUACAUCACUAAAAGAAUCGCCUAAUUCUUCCCCUAUGAACAAACCUAACAAUCCCGAAAUAAACGAACAGUGCUUCAACAAUCUAACAAACAGUCUUUCGCCGUCUGUUUCUAUGGUAACCAAACAUUCCAAUGGAACCUUAAACUUGUGGCAACUAACUUUUGCUCUUAAAACGAAAUUUACUCAAGUUCUCAGCAUUGGUCAUGUUUGCAGAGCUUCCGGACACCGCUUCAGAGUUAACGAUAUAACUUGUCAUCCCGUUUUACCACUUCUUGUCUCAACUUCUCAUCAUAAUUUGCCAGAAUCCGAAAAGAAAUCACCUUGUAGUGCUGAAAAUCUUCCUUACAACAAAGAUGUUUUUACUCCUUCUGGAUUUUGCUCUGAACUUAUUUUGUGGAGAGUCGAUUCCGUUGGUCCACUUUGCCAUUCGGGUGGAGUAAGUGAAUUAGCACGCAUUAAUUCCCCUGAAAUAUCUGCAUUUAGCAACGUCGCAUGGAUUCCAACUCUGCUUCCGAGUACAACCUUAGGAAACAGUAGUAAUUCCCCAUCAGCUUGUUUUGUUGCCAGUGAUGGAGAAAAUCUACGAGUUUAUCAAGCAGUCAUCGAUGCACGCACCCUGCUUGCAGAGAUAUCCUCUUCGGAAAAUGUUCAUAGCUUCUAUAAAACCAAUUCAAUGACAUCAAUUUAUUCGAAUGCUUCAUCCACCUUUAAAAUGAGAAAAACACCAUUUCAUGAAAAACUUAAGGUUGUGUCUCAGCAAUCUACUGCACGUCCUGGAUGCAUAAUUCAACUUGAUCCAAUAUCAGAAGCUAAACACGAUUGGCAGAACACUCAAUUUCUACAUGUUUUCCAAGCACAGUUGAUUGAUGGAGGUCAUCGAAUGGAAACGGAUUUAGAUGCAAUUGUUGAUCUUCAACAACAUUUUGAAUUUAAAGAGCCUUUUUAUAUCGUCAUAAUUGAAAAAACUAUUAAAGGGAGUACAAUUCAUAUGUGGCGUAUCAUUAUUUCCUCAAAGGAACAAAAAACUUUUCUAUCAGAUACCGCAAUGUAUGUUCCUGACAGCAACAUUGUACAAGAUAUGGAAGAAUCCGACUUAGCGCAACGAAGAAUGUCAGGCGCUAAUAUAUUACUUAACAAUUGUGAAGAAACAGGUAGUGAUACAGCGCAUAUGACUAUACAAACAGAAAAAGUUUGUACUCAAGAGCUGCCUAUGCCCGAAGGGGUUGAUGUCAUCCAUGCCUCCCCAGCCGCUGGUCAUUUAAGUUCUUCGUCUAUUUAUCCGGCUUGUUAUGCUCCCUACAUAGUAGUUACUGCCUGUUCAGAUUCGAUUUCCCGAUUUUGGAAAUGCGAAACUAUUUCAGAUGAUACUGAAGAUAUCUCUAAAAAGAUAUACAAAUGGGCCGAAUGGAAAAUGUCAAGUAGAGUACAGGAUUCAGCUAUAGAAAUUCCUGGACAACCUUUAAAUAUUAGUGCGGCGUAUUCUGGACGAGUAGCCUGUGCUUAUAAAUAUGGAAAGAGCUUCACUCGUCCAAAUAAAGGUGACCCAGAUUCGAGAUAUAUAAAUCUUUGCGUGGCUAUUUAUGAAUGUGAAAGCUCUGGUGGGAGCGAAUGGGUACUAGAAGAUACAAUUCACUUAAAAAAUGUACAUUUACCGCGAAUGAACAUUGAUCAUGGCAUCGAUCUUAGUUAUUUACAUGAUAGUCGACUACUGCAAAAGAAACAACGUCUGAACCAAGUCUUCCAAACAUUUACGCAAGAUGACGCCAGAUCACCACGAAGUGGUGAUACAACACCUGAACUCACAACAAAAACGAGUGCUACAGGACUCCUUGCAGUUCCAAGUUUUAGUACGCUACAAUCUUUGAGAAAAAGUAUCGCUGAAAAUGGAAAUACGUGUCCAUUAACUCAAAAGCAUCUGGUUCAAUUAGAUUGGGUAUCAAAGGAAGACGGUUCGCACAUAUUAACAGUGGCCGUAGGCAGUAAAAUACUUCUGUAUACUGCUGUUUCAUCAGAUAUCGCCCAGGCUAACAUCAAAGCCAUGAAAGUGUCAAGAUCAGCAAACCGGCCAAUUUUGCGUAAAGCAAGUUCUUUAGCUCAGCCACAUUUUAACGACGAAAUACGUUGGAUGAAAUUGCGGCAAAUUGACUUACAUACGGCCGAUGGUUUGCCACCAUUACCUAUGCAAAUAUCAUGGGUUCGAGAUGGAAUAUUGGUGGUAGCAAUGGAUUCCGAAAUGCAUGUUUAUUCACAAUGGAAGCCUCGCUUUAACCAGGAACAUAGCGUGGAAGACCUCUUCGAUUCUAGAAAUCUUCGCGAUGAAGAUUUGAGAUCCUUGGCCAACGAGUCAACGCAGUUACGGCUAAAAACUGCGUCAUCCAUACCAUUAAUAAGUAAAGUGAGCACUACUAAUCUGCAAUUGCUCUCUAACGAAAAACGGAAAAGAUAUGGAAACUCAAACACAAGUGUACCAACGGGAUGCGAGUCAGCGGGCGAUGAUUAUAUGCCUGAUUUUGGUUUAUUUCAGGCUUCUCGUAUAGCAUGCCCGGUACUUCCACAAUAUCACCCAAAGCAACUAAUGGAGCUGCUUAAUUCGGGGAAAAUAAAUUGGGUCAAAGCAAUAUUAGCCCAUUUAGUGCGCUGCAUGAGUGGUCCAAACGAAUACACAUCCACUUCAGAUGACGGAAGCUCAGAGAAACAGAGAGCUUGGUCCAGAUCUCGAACAUUAUCCAUUAGUUACGUCGGGGAUACAAAUGUAUCAAAUGAGCACCGAGGUUCAACUACACAGGUCCCAGAAGAGCUGAUGCUUGAUUAUACUGAAAUUACAUCCAUACCUCCUUUACCUCUUUGGGUGCUGUUGAAUGCUGAUAAUGAAUUACCAGGACAAGGCAUGAAUAUUCUAGAAAAAAGUAAAGAUUACAAUGAACUUUUCGAAAUGAACAAAUCGGAAGAUAAUUUAGAUGAUCUUCUUGAAAACGAGGACGAUCAAUGCAAAUUCGAGAGAAAAUUGUCCAUGCCAGAGAAACUGAGUAUAGCACAUUUUGGUUCACGUCAGGGCCAACUAUUGUCGCGCCUUCUCACCCACACUCAUUUGCCUGGCUUGUCGUCGUUAGAUCAAAUGCAUUUGUUAGCCCUGGCUGAUACUGUAGCAAACUUCAACAGCGAUUUUAACGAGAAAUUCGCCUCCGAUCAUGGAAAAAGCGUAUGCAAAGAUGUUUCUGGCAAUGCAAUGUCAGAAUCAUUGGAUGAUUGCGGUCUACGAUUUUUACUCGCUAUGAAACAUUUUACUUACCUCUUGCGCUGUUUGCCAUUAAAUCAGAGAGCCCAAUUUCAGAAGCAAGGCAUUGGAACAUCAAAUAUAGUAUGGGCUUUUCACUCUGAAAGUGAAGAAGAGCUUUUAAAUCUUAUUCCAUCAUAUUCAAAAGGAGAUUUACGAUGGGCAACACUGAAAGAUCUGGGUGUGGGAUAUUGGUUAAAAAAUAUAAACAGCUUGCGUUGUUGCGUGGAAAAACUAGCUAAAAGCGCAUACCAAUUAAAGCAAGAUCCGUUAGAUGCGGCGAUAUUUUAUUUAGCUAUGAAAAAGAAGUCAAUAGUAUGGGGACUUUUCCGAUCUAAGCGAGAUGAAAAGAUGACCGCUUUUUUUUCAAAUAAUUUCUCCGAAGAUCGAUGGAGAAAAGCAGCGCUUAAGAACGCAUUUGUUCUGCUCGGAAAACAACGCUUUGAACAUGCAGUUGCAUUUUUCCUUCUUGCAAAUUCUUUAAACGAUGCCAUAGAGGUCUGCAUAAAUAAAUUAGAGGAUUUUCAACUCGCUUUAGUAAUAGCAAGACUCUUUGAAGAUGACAUUGAAAUUUCGAAUAAAUCAACUUACUGUAGCUUACUCUCCGAACAUAUUCUCGGACUUCGGGAUGAAAACAGUUCGUUUGAUGUCAGUAAAGCUCACCCAGAUCCUUUCCUUCGAUCAAUAACUUACUGGAUCUUAAAGAGGUAUCAAGAAAGCUUGCAUACAUUAUUACUAAACGGCGUUGGCAUGAACCAUACUGCUUUCAAAGAAGAAGAUAUGUUAAAACCAGAAAACUCCUCAACAAAUCCUAAUGUUUUCAACUUCUACAUAUAUUUACGUACACAUCCUUUACUAGUACGACAGAGCUUAGCUUUAUCUGCACAGGAGAAGAAAUGUGCAAACGUUGUGCUGUCGGGAUUUAGCUAUUCUGGAGAGAGUCAAAUAUCAAAAUCAAAUGAUAAACAACUGCAACUUGAAGACUCAAUAACACCCAUUGAAAGACAACUUUAUUUUACAACUGCGCAUGCACACUUUAAAGCAGGAUGUCCAGCUUUAGCCUUGGAAGUUUUGAAUAAGUUGCCAAUGAAAAUUAUGGACGCAAACAGUAUUUUUGAAGAAGCUUCCGCCCCUAUUCAAAAAGUAGAUCAAAUAACUUCUGGUAUAAUUGACUGGGGGGAACCAGUGGUUGAUUCAGCUGCAAAUUUUGAUUGGGGUGCUCCGGUUUCAUCUGUGAACGAAGAACCAUUCGAAAUAAAAUGGGAUGAUUGUGGCGUACAAGAAGAUGGCGGAAGUACGUCACAAACUAAAACCGAAACAGUUACUCGAGAUACAGCGGAAAAAGUUCCGAUAGAAACUGCAAAAGAUGUAAAAAUAGAUAUUAUGGCACAGCAACUAAAAUUUGUAGCAUGUUUAAAAAUUUUGAUGGAGGAAUUGUCGACUUUAGCAACUGGUUUCGAAGUUGAUGGCGGCCAGUUGCGAUAUCAACUAUACAUCUGGCUAGAAAAGGAAGUAGACGCAUUAAAACAACUUUGCAAUUACUGCAAUUACGAUGUCGUUAAUUUGGAGACUUCUGCACAAAUAUCAGACCCCACACUUAAUGUAAGUAUUAAAUAUACUUUAGUAACGAUAAUUUUAAAAUAUCUAAUGAAAUCGACGCUGUAA
This is a messenger RNA of Rhagoletis zephyria (snowberry fruit fly), 6738 nucleotides long. It is a transcript of the gene Rbcn-3A, whose product is annotated as rabconnectin-3 alpha. The record is from RefSeq and is a predicted model, not a curated record. Gene Ontology annotation, cellular component: RAVE complex. Gene Ontology annotation, biological process: vacuolar acidification. Gene Ontology annotation, molecular function: protein binding. Lineage: Eukaryota; Metazoa; Arthropoda; Insecta; Diptera; Tephritidae.